Arachis duranensis is the source of this 1111-nucleotide messenger RNA. Its product is annotated as transcription initiation factor TFIID subunit 9. The transcript is spliced from 3 exons. Gene Ontology annotation, biological process: DNA-templated transcription initiation; RNA polymerase II preinitiation complex assembly. Gene Ontology annotation, molecular function: transcription coactivator activity; RNA polymerase II general transcription initiation factor activity; protein heterodimerization activity. The record is from RefSeq and is a predicted model, not a curated record. The coding region runs from base 302 to 862 and encodes 186 amino acids. Gene Ontology annotation, cellular component: SAGA complex; transcription factor TFIID complex. Lineage: Eukaryota; Viridiplantae; Streptophyta; Magnoliopsida; Fabales; Fabaceae.
GAGAUGUUGUUACCUAAUCUGAACUUCAAAGUCUAAACGAGGUCGUUUUGCAAGGAAUAAGGAGAAACAAAGCAGAGAAUCUCUAAUUCUCUUUGCAGAUAGAUUCUAAAUUCACCUCCGCCGCUACUCCUACUACCGCGGCUUAGCCUCAACCCACCGGAGCUUUGUUCUGCCUCCGCAAGCUCUUCUGUUGCUUCCCGUGGCCUGUUAGGGCAUAUACUAAGAUUGGUAAUUACAAUUUACAGACCAAUAGGGUUUGUUGAUGUCCCAAAAGUGAAGUCAGUUGAGUUGAAUAUCUGUUAUGGCCGAUAACGAUGAGGAUUCAGCAAUGCCAAGGGAUGCAAAGAUUGUGAAGUCUUUGUUAAAAUCAAUGGGCGUUGAAGACUACGAACCUUGUGUUAUACACAAAUUUCUUGAGCUCUGGUAUCGCUAUGUCGUCGACAUCUUAACCGAUGCACAAGUCUACUCAGAGCAUGCCUCCAAGUCUGCAAUUGACUGUGAUGAUGUUAAGCUUGCUAUUCAAUCCAAGGUUAACUUCACCUUCUCCCAACCACCACCCCGAGAGGUGCUUCUGGAGUUGGCGCAAAACCGCAACAAGAUACCAUUGCCAAAGUCUAUAGCAGGGCCUGGUCUUCCACUUCCACCUGAUCAGGACACAUUAAUCAGUCCCAACUACCAGCUUGCGCUUCCGAACAACAAAAGGCCUGCGGAGCCCAUGGAAGAAACAGAGGAUGAAGAACCUGCUAAUCCCAACCCUUCUCAGGAAGAGAAGACAGAUAUGAUGAUGCAACAGAAUCCUCAUCAGAGAGUGUCUUUUCCCCUCCCCAAACGCCAAAGGAUCGAUUCCCCAUCCACCACUUAAAUGUAACAGAAAUGUAUUGACUUGUAGAGUGAGUCCACUGGGUUUUCAGCUUGGAACAAAAUCAUCAAGAAACUGCUCAUUUUAUAGUGUGAUCAGUGUUCAUCUCAGCUGUAUGAUUGUAUCUGUUGUCUUUGGAUCCUUACAACUGAACUGAAAAUGCAUUCAAUCAGUUCAUUAGUCUGUAUUUGCAAUUUAUUAAAUCCUUGUUCCACCAGGCCACUAAUUAAUACUCCAAAUUCAUCAGAGUAA